Messenger RNA from Onthophagus taurus, 5781 nucleotides. It is a transcript of the gene vir, whose product is annotated as VIR_N domain-containing protein. Lineage: Eukaryota; Metazoa; Arthropoda; Insecta; Coleoptera; Scarabaeidae. Gene Ontology annotation, biological process: mRNA modification. Gene Ontology annotation, molecular function: RNA binding. The record is from RefSeq and is a predicted model, not a curated record. Gene Ontology annotation, cellular component: RNA N6-methyladenosine methyltransferase complex.
AUGUAGCGACCUCUACUUUGUUUUGUUUAUAAGAAACACUAAUUUGAGGUUAUGAACGGUCUUUGAGAUGAAAUCGAAAAAUUUUUGAUUAUUUCAAUAGGAUUUCGAAAGAAAGAUGACGGAAUCAAUUGAAUUAUUAUUCUUUGAUACUUUCGCUCACGAUAACAGCGAGGAAUUGAAUUUGGAUUUGGUUCAAUUUCCAAAACCUGUUUAUGUUACGGAAGUACGAAUUAUACCUUUGGGUGCUCGAGUACAAGCUGACUUUCCUGGUGGUGUACGAUUAGGAGCUACAAAUCCGAGUCAAUUUCGCAUAGAGUUUUUUGUCAAUGAUCUUGGUAAACGAGGAGCAAGCACUUUUGAGUCAUUAGGAGGUUUCGAAUACAAUCAGAAUGGUUGUAUUAACUUGGAGUGUGUUCCUGAUGAUACUGUUAGAAAAAUACCAACCGAUGGAUUAGUUUUGCGGGGAUGGUACACUACAAUAACAUUGGCUGUUUAUGGAACUUUAACGGCUAAUAUAGCCGAACAAAUUGCAUCGCCAGCUGUGACACCAGCUCUUCCCGCUCAAUCUAGCACGAUAGCAGACGUUCAACAAAUCGUUCCACAAACUCCGUUAGAGUCAGAGUGGCCCCAAGAAACCAUCCAACCUGUUUCGAUAGAAUAUUCCCAACAACCUGCAACACAAUACGUUCAAAAUUACACCCAACCCGAACCUUAUCCUCAAGAAUACAAUGAGUAUUAUAACGAAGUACCCAAAGAUCCAAGAAGUUAUCAUCAAACCCCCGAUUCUGAAUGGGAUAAUAAACAAAGAAGUCGAUCGAUUGAAAUCGAUAGGGAACGAGAAAGAACUCGAGAUCAACCAUAUCAAAAACCACCCCAAACAGAACAUGAUCAUCGCCCCGAAGCAGAUCGCCGUGAAAGAGACCGAGAAAGACGUUACUCACGCUCACACAGUCGUGAUAGAGAUAGAGAUCGUCCAUCCCGUGAUUAUCCCGAUGGACGCGAACGCGAUCAUGAUCGUGAUAGAGAAUGGGAUCAUGAUCGUCAUGAAUAUCGCGAUCGUAAUCGAGAUAGAGAUAGGGAUCGUGACCGUGAUAGAGAGAGGGAUCGUGAACGUGAUAGAGAACGCGAUCGCGAUAGAGAACGUGGUGAUCGUGAUAGAGAGAGGGAUCGAAACGAUCGAGAUAGAGACAGAACGGAAAGGGAUCGCGAAAGAGAUAGAGAUCGUGAAAGGGAUAAAGAGAGGAGUUAUGAGCAUCAAGAUAAUUACAGACGUACUUAUAAUCGAGAAGAACGAGAUGAAGUAAGAAAACGUCCAAGAACGCCCCCAAUGGUUUCACCAAAACGUCCACAUACACCUCACAUGGAACGUAAAGAACUAUCACCGCAAGAAGUUGAAGUUUUAUCCGAAGAAGAACUACAUCCCGAAAAACAAAAACGCGAAAAAGAAGAAAUAAUAAAAGCAAGUGUUAAAAGCCCAGCUAAAGAAAUUAAAGAAGUUCAAUCUCCCGUUGUUGAAGAACCACCGCCGAUGGAUGCUGAAGAAUUCGAGCCGAUUUUAAGUGACGAAGAUAUUGUUGAUGACGAACAUUAUCAAGAAUUAGAUUAUGACUACACAGCCUAUACAAAUAAUGACGAUAUUAUUAAACAAUUUAUUCCCGGAUCGACUGAUUUACAAAAAUAUCCAACUCCGGCUUUAUUUUCGAUUAAAGAUACGAUUGAGUUGGACGAAGAAUUAAAAAUCGUUCUUGGUAUAGCCGACGAUUUCUUUAAAUCGAGUAUUACCGAGUAUAAAUUAAAAGAUUUUAUUAAAUUAGACCGAGAAAUUAAAGAAGAAUUAGUACAUUUAUGUGAAAAAGUUAUGACCACAAUUACAAAUGUGAAUCAUUUUUGUAAUAUUAUUGAGAUUUAUUGCAAAACUAAAAAUUCGACGAGAAAUUUUAACGAAAGUGAUAAAGAAAUUAUCGGACAAGUAAAAUUUAUAACUGAAACUUUAUUAGAUUGGAUUAUAAUUGCUUUGGAUUAUCGCAUGGCUAAUGAACAAUACAAACCUUGUUACAAAAUAAGACACAUUAAAUGUGGUAUAAAAUUAACAGAAUGGUGUUGUAACAGCUUAGAUUUCAUCAAAUUAUUGUGGUCAAAUCAAUUUUAUAUAGAUAAGGUUUUAUUAAAUUUGUAUCAAAUCGAAUAUAUGGCUUUAUCUAUCAAAUUAAUGAUACUACGAGCGUUGGAUAAGUAUCUACAAAAACGUGAAACGAUCGAAAAAUUUGUUUCUAAAACAAAACAGAAUGGUUUUUAUGAAAAUAUCGAAUUUUCGGAACAAAAUGGUUACAAAACUUUAAUUGAAUUAAUGAGAAAGAAUCCUUUGGUGCGAUUAAAAUUUGCGUUAAAUUCAAUCAUAAAAAAGUUAAAUAUAUUUGAAGUCCUCCAAAAAUUAUAUUUAACAGUUACAAAAGUAAAAAAUGAAAAUUACUCGUUUAAUUUCGACGAGAUUAAAUUAAUAACAAAAAGUCUUGAACAAAUUUUAAAUUCAUUACAAAAUGAAAACUUUGCGCUUUCACAACCAAAAAGAUUUUUGCCCGUUGCCGCCCAAUUCGAAAUAAAUAACAUAGACGCAGAUAAUGUUUUAAUAAAUUUCUUUAGAAUGAACAAUUUAUUAAGCGUCUUUUUAAUAUUAUUAACACUUCCAAACACGUUAAAUCGUUCAUCGAUAAAAUCGCCAAUUUGUGAAAUAUUAUCACAAUUAUUAACGAGCGAGGAAGGUUUAGAAUAUUUAACCGAAAAUUAUGAAAUUUCUAACAUUAUCGUGAAAACGUUAAUUCAAACAGACGAAGAUUUACAAUUUAGUGAUUCUUUAGAAAUAAAAUCGUACAAUUUAGGUUUAGAAAUCGCUUAUAAAGUUCAAGCAAUUUAUCAUCUUGAUGCGCUUCGAAAUCUUGGUAAAAAUGGGUACGAUUAUGACAAUUUCGAUGUUAUUAACAAUUUACACGGUUUGUUUUGUUUGAUUUUUAAUAAUAUAGGUAAAAUUUCCGUCGCUGAAAUAUUAACGUUAAACAAAAAUAUGGAUGUACUUUUAAACUACAUUGAGAUAAUUUCAGAAAGGAUUGAUAAUAAGUAUAGAAAAUCACCUUCGAUUUGUUACAUCGUUGAUUUAAUUUAUUUAUCAGUUUCUUGUGUGAUUAACAUCGGAUUUUUAGAAAAAUACACAUCAAAAAUUAUGUUAAUAAUUAAACAACACGAUUUAUUUGAAAAUUACGUCGCAAAUAAAUUAAUGGAAAUCGAACCUUAUUUGCGAUCAAUUUACGAUUUAGAGGAUCCGUUAAGAUAUGACGAUAUAAGUUUGCACGUUGAUAUUAUUAAUAAACAUUUAGAUUUAAUAACUAAUUAUCCCCCGGAAAUAAUAAUAUCGUUAAAUGUAAUUAAAUAUUUAGGAAUAUCAAGGUAUUCAAAUAAAUCCCCGGUUUUAUCGGAAAACCCUUUAAGUAAUUACAUCGAAUUAAAAUACAAACAUGUUAUUUUGCAGUUAUAUUCAUUGGAUGGGGUUAAUUUAUUAUUAAAAAUUUUAAGUAAAAUUUGUAAUUAUUACGAACAACCUUCGUUGCACACACACAUUUUCGCCUCAAAUCAAGGUGUUCAAAUCGUUAAUAUAAUCCAACCCACAAUUGAAUUAUUAAAACAAAUGUUAACCUAUGUUAUUCAAUGCAGAAGUGUUAAAUUUAAGGAUUUAACAGCUGUUCCAAUUUUAUUACAAACGUUUAAUUUAUUAAAAACGUUCCCAUCAAAUUCGUUAUUUUAUUUUAAAACGAAUAAAAUUCGCAAGAAUAUCAUCGAUACAUUAUUAGUUUACACCCAACCUGUUUCUGAUGAAAUACAAGAUUCUUUAAAUAAAUCGUUAUGGUCUUUAAUGUGUGGGGAAGUUAUUAAAUACGUAACAACAGCCCCAUAUACAUUCAUUUCCGGGUUAUUAAUAUUUUCCGAAUUACUUCCCCUACCUUUACCAGUAAAUACAUUAGAACAAUUAAAUUCUGAUGAGAUAUCGUGGGUGAUUAAUUUAAGAAAACUUUGGUCCGCUCACCUCCACACCCACAGCAAUUCAAUCCAAGAAAUUUUAAAUCAUAUGUGUAUAACGACAAAUCAAAAUUUAAUGAAUUUGUUAAGAAGAGUUUGCGUGCAAUUAGGUGAUUUAGCCGCGAAUUCGGCUACGAUGAUAUCUAGAGGUAUUUUAGAUGCGAUUUAUACCGUUUUAACACCGAAAGAUGACUCAAAAAUUAUUAUUUGUAAUAAUAACACAACAAGACUUUUAAACUUUUUAGCAUGUCUAAUGACACAUAGUCCAUUAAAAUGCGCAACUUUACAAUUAUUACAUAGCACAACAACAACCAUAAAAGGUGACGAAAAAUAUCCAAUGCUCGUUGAAUCUUUUUGCCAAGUCUUAAAAACUAAUAACAAUUCAUCUUCUCAUAUUCAAGCCCAAGAAUGCGUUUUAAGUAUUAUUCAAAGCUUUUGCGACACCGAGAUAACUUUGUAUCAAAAUUUCACCGAAGAAACUUUAUCGUCAGAAAAAUUUUUAUCAAACGCACUUCCGAUUAAAGAACAUUUAGUAAUGUAUAUCUCAACGAUAAUCGAACAUUUAUCGAACGAAAACACGUUUGUAACUUACCUCCCAACGAUGAGAAUAUUAUUAUUAUUAACCGAACACGAUUAUGGUUUUUAUUAUCUCAAAGAAAACUUGUUAAAGAAAAAAAAUGUUUUUGGAAAUAUCUUUAAACAUAUUGAAAAGAAUUUUUCGAAAGAUAACGAUGAUUGUUUAACUGCGUUAAACAUUUUAUUGCAAUUUUUAAAGUGUACUUUAUCCCCCGAAGAAGUUGACGUGACGGUUUUGUUUAAACCGAGAAUAAAUAAGCUUAAUUUAGAGGAUGUGCAAAAUUUGAUCGAUUGGAAACCCGAAGAAAAUACACAUCCGUUAAGAUUUGUUGAAGAACAAUUAACGGAUAUUGUUAAAGAAGAUGCGAGCUUUGAAAAUUUAUUAACCACUUCAACUUCGUUAAUUAAACAAUUGGAUUCAAAUCGAAAUGAAGAAAAAGAAAAUUAUCUAGAAUGUAUUUUACCACCACCCGAACCUUUAUUAACACAAUUUGCUGGAAGAAUUAUUUAUACGAUUGGUGAUGGCAUUGAUCAAAGAUUAACUUCGUCGUUUUGGUUAUCACCACCUUCUGAAGAUAAUGAAGCGGAUGUUGAAAAUGUUACAUGUGAUUUACUAGAAAUAUGCAGACAACACUUAUCACAAGACACCAACUUAAUUCGUGAAGUUGAAAAAGUUUGUCGAAUUUAUGCAAUUGACAAAACAGAACAAGCAGAAAAAGAGAAACUAACGGAUCAACAAAAAGAUAAAAUUAAACGACCAUUUGUUCCAAAUGUAAGAGGACGAGGAUUUCCAAGAACAAUCCCUCAAAGAGCAGAUUUAUUCCGAUCCAGACCUCCAAACACUUCAAGACCUCCUUCACUUCAUGUUGAUGAUUUUGUAGCUUUAGAAACUUGCGGAGCUCAACCAACUGGACCAACCGGUUAUAACAAAUUGAGUAGAGAUUUUUUAGCCACCACAAGAGUUGUGAGAGGAACUCGUGGGAGACCCUUUAUUACGCAAGAAAGAACUAUGCAAUACAGACAAAUGUCCUGGUGGGGAACUCCAAUGGGAAGAGGCCCUUAUCAUUAGUGUCUCAAUUUAUAAAAUAAUUGAUGUUUUAGAAUGUGAAUUUUCAACUUUUCUUGUUUAAAAUGAAGUUG